Plasmodium berghei ANKA is the source of this 2148-nucleotide messenger RNA. Its product is annotated as peptidase, putative. The record is from RefSeq and is a predicted model, not a curated record. Lineage: Eukaryota; Apicomplexa; Aconoidasida; Haemosporida; Plasmodiidae. The transcript has a single exon. The coding region runs from base 1 to 2148 and encodes 715 amino acids.
AUGGAUAUAAAAAACACAAUAUGCAAUCGUUUUAAAUUCUUUCUUAUAUUAAUUGUGGUGCUAAUAUGUACAUUUGGAUUUAAACAUGAUGUUAUAGUAUAUAAAAAUGAAUAUAUUAGUUUCAGAAUUUUAAAUAAUGAUAUAGGGGCGAGUACCCUCCAUGGAUCUUUAGUUCCAAUUCAAAAUGAAAUACAAGAAAAUGACGAUUUAAAUGUUACAGAUUCUAAUCACGAAUUUGAUGGAGAUGUUAAGCCAAUGGAAAAUAAUAUUGAAAAUGUUGAAGAAAAAAAUGAAGAAAUAUAUAUCAAAGAAAAGCUUACAGAAAAUAAAAAUAAUUAUAAAAAUGGAGAUGGAUUUGAAGGAUUAACAUUAGAUAUAUAUUUUACUGAAAAUAACAAUAUAUAUACUAAUGUUAAGAUUGGAAAUCAAAUUUUAAAACUUUCAUUGAAUAGCAGAUUAGAAGGAAUGUAUGUUUUCAUGAAUGAUUCAAUUUCAUGUUAUCAAAAAGAUGAGAAUAAUAAAAGAAAAUGUUAUGAUCCCAGUUUUUCAGAGACUGCAUCAUGGUGCAACAAUAAUAUGAUAUGCUUACCUGCUAUAUUGUCAAUACCUUAUGAAUGCUAUGCUGAUAAAAAAUUAAACAUAAAUAAUAAAGUUGUAUAUCCAAACAUAUAUUAUGAUGCAUUAAAAUAUAGCGAAAGUCAUUUAGAGGGAUUCGACACAAUUGAACUUAUGGACUUAAAAUAUGUAAAUAAGAAAGAGGGAGCAAAAAAUGAUGAAAAUAAUAAUGGUGAAAAUAAAUCAAAUAAUUUAAACGUAUUUGAAAAUGCAGAUAUUAAACUUAUAGUCGAUUUAUCUAUUUAUAAUAAUUGGGAUUUAUUUAAAGACACAGAUGGUAUUAUGGGGCUUGCAGGUAAUGCAUUAAGUUGUAGAAAUACAAGUAUUUGGAAUAAAAUACUUGAAAAAAAUAAUUUUUUGUUUGGAAUUGAUAUUAAUUUAUCUGAAAAUUCAACAAAAAAAUAUGUUAAUAAUUUAUCAGAGAAGAAUAAAAGAAAUAUAAAUUUUUAUAAUGUAAUGUUUGAAAAUAAUGAUAUGAAUAACAAACUAAAUAAUACAGGGUAUGUGACAAAUUUACAAGAAUCAGUAGUUAAGCUAUUUUCAUCAAAAAGAAGAAAUAUAACUACAGAAGGGAAUCAAAAGAAUGUUAAUCCAAUUAUGUUAAACAAAGAAAUGUUAUCAUCAGAAAUACAUAUUGGUGAUUAUAAAAAAGAAUAUGAACCUAUAUUAUGGUCUGAGCCACGAGAAAGAGGUGGAAUAUUUUCAGAUUCUUUUAUACAAUUUACAAUAUAUAAUUUAGAAGUAUGUGAUAAUAAUAUAUUUGGUAAAAAUAGUAGUAACUGGCAAGGUGUUAUAGAUUUAAGUAGUAAAUGUUUAGUUCUUCCUAAAAUGUUUUGGCUAAGUUUAAUGCAAUAUUUACCUGUUAAUAAAAAUGAUGAAAGAUGUAUACCAACCAAUAAAGAAAUCGAAUUUAAUGAGGAUACAAUACCUAGGAUGUGUUCAAUUGAUGAUAAAUAUAGACCAUUACCUGUUUUGAAAUUUUCAUUUUCAGAUAACGAUAUAGUAUCUAAUAAUAAUAUAAAUAAUAGUGAUCAUGAGCAUGGAGAAAAAAAAAAAAUUCAUAUUCCUUUAGACAAUUUAAUAAUAAAAGAAAAUGGUCCAAAUAAUAAUUAUUUAUGUAUAAUUCCAGAUGUAAGGGAAGGUACAUCUAAUGGAAACAGUGGGAGAACAACUAAACCGUUAAUAAAAUUGGGGACCUAUGUAUUAAAUAAUUUUUAUGUUGUAGUGGAUCAAGAAAAUUAUAGAGUUGGAUUUUCAAAUAAAAAAAGUUUUUAUUAUUCCAAUGAUAAAUGUACACAAAAAGUAGAAUGCAUAGGUGAUCAAAUAUAUGAACCUGCAUUGAAUAUUUGUAUUGAUCCAGAUUGUUCUAUAUGGUAUUUUUAUACAUUAAACCCUGAGACAAAAACAUGUGAAUCAGUUUCAUCACGAUUUUACAUUUUUAUAAUAAUACUUAUUAUUUUACUAAUACUGGAUAUACAAUCUUAUUAUUUAUACAGAAGAUCUGUUCGUACUGCAAAAAUAUCAUCUCGCUAA